Molecule: messenger RNA, 1344 nt
Organism: Drepanopeziza brunnea f. sp. 'multigermtubi' MB_m1
Lineage: Eukaryota; Fungi; Ascomycota; Leotiomycetes; Helotiales; Drepanopezizaceae
Cellular component (GO): cytoplasm
Molecular function (GO): saccharopine dehydrogenase activity
Source: RefSeq, a predicted model, not a curated record
AUGGCUGGACCCAAGAAAGUACUGAUGCUGGGCGCGGGCUUCGUCACCCGUCCUACCCUGGAUGUCCUCAGCGAUGCUGGUAUCGAAGUGACGGUCGCAUGCAGAACCCUCGACCGUGCUCAGAAGCUCGCCCAAGGAGUCAAGAACGCCACUCCCGUCUCCCUCGAUGUCAACGAUGCCAGAGCUCUGGAUGCCGAAGUGGGAAAGAACGACCUGGUCAUCAGCUUGAUCCCAUACGCCUUCCACGCCUCCGUCAUUGCGUCGGCGAUCCGUACCAAGAAGCACGUGGUGACCACUAGCUACGUGUCGGGCCCGAUGAUGGAGCUGGAUGCGGCAGCCAAGGAGGCCGGCAUCACGGUGAUGAACGAGAUUGGUCUCGAUCCGGGAAUCGACCACUUGUAUGCCAUCAAGACGAUCGAAGAGGUUCACCAGGCCGGUGGACAGAUCGUCUCCUUCUUGUCCUUCUGUGGUGGUCUCCCCGCCCCAGAGGCAUCCGACAACCCGCUCGGUUACAAGUUCUCGUGGUCGUCCCGCGGCGUCUUGCUGGCCCUGAGAAACGCGGCGAGAUAUUACAAAGAUGGCAAGAUUGUAGAAAUUGAGGGAAAGAAGUUGAUGGGUGAGGCCAAGCCUUACUUUAUCUAUCCUGGCUUCGCAUUCGUUGGUUACCCGAACCGAGACUCGACCGAAUACAAGGAGCGCUACAACAUUCCUGAGGCUCAGACCAUCGUCCGCGGCACCCUGCGCUAUCAAGGCUUCCCCGAGUUCGUGCGCGUGCUGGUCGACAUUGGGUUUCUGGGCGAAGUCGACAACGGGCAUCUGAAGGAGCCGAUUCCAUGGAAGGAGGCCACCAAGCAAAUUAUCGGCGCCCCCUCUUCCACCGAAGAAGGCUUGAAGUCGACGAUCGUCUCCAAGACCGAGUUCAAGGACGACGAGGAGAAGCAGCGUAUCCUGGCUGGUCUCCGCUGGAUCGGCGUCUUCUCCGACGAGAAGAUCAUCCCCCGUGGCAACGCCCUCGACACCCUGUGCGCUACGCUGGAGAAGAAGAUGCAGUUCGAGGAGGGCGAGCGCGAUCUCGUGAUGCUGCAGCACAAGUUCGAGAUUAAAAACCAAGACGGCAGUAUGGAGACGAGAACCUCAACGCUGGUGGAGUACGGUGACCCGAAGGGUUACUCGGCGAUGGCCAAGCUGGUAGGUGUGCCGUGUGGUGUUGCCGUCAAGUUGGUGCUUGAUGGGACCAUUAACGAGAAGGGCGUCAUUGCGCCUAUGUCUUCGAAGAUUAAUGAUCCGUUGAUGAAGGAGCUGAAGAAAUAUGGGAUUGAAUUGGUUGAGAAGGUCAUCUCGUAG